Syngnathus typhle (broad-nosed pipefish) is the source of this 1647-nucleotide messenger RNA. RefSeq names its product fukutin (gene fktn). The transcript has 9 exons. The record is from RefSeq and is a predicted model, not a curated record. Lineage: Eukaryota; Metazoa; Chordata; Actinopteri; Syngnathiformes; Syngnathidae. The coding region runs from base 146 to 1570 and encodes 474 amino acids. Gene Ontology annotation, cellular component: Golgi membrane.
AUUUCAACCCUAAAGAAGAAGGAGCCAAGCGGAAGCAGAAGUGACGACUGAGAAUUGAGAUGGCGGCCGGCUGAAGUCGCACACUUUCUUGCUGUAUUCGCAGCCAAAGCCGAAGUGGAGUUCGGCGGACAGACAUGCGGCGGGGAUGCCUCGCGUGAACCGGACGGCGCUACUGUGGCUGCUCGUCGCGGGCAGCCUCGUCUUUCUACUCUUUCAACUCCGCCAUUACCGGACCUACGUCAGCGAGGCUGGCUCGCGCAUCCUGAGACGUACGCCGGGUCAGGUGACCGCCAGCGACCUGCAGUGGCAAAGCGUGAAGACCUUCCUGCGUCUGUCCCGGCGUUUCCGCCUGCCGCUGUUUCUGGCCGACCCGGCCUCGCUCGGGCUGCUGGCGCGGGGCGCCUCGCCGGAGCGCGAGGCUCACUGCGGCUUCUUGUGCGGCGGGCCGGGGGCGGCGUCCUUUGGCCUGCUGGCCAACGCGUGGACCUACAACGUGAGUGGCGCCGACGCGCCCGCCACCUCCGUCGCCCCGACUCGCCCCUUCUCUUGUGGGCAGGCUGCCUUCCUGUCGGCCGCCCAGGAGAAAGGCUUUGAGCUGCUGGAGGUGCGAGGCCCAGACCCCCGAUUGGCCAGCUUGGACUUCUUGUCAGGCGAGGACAUCCCCCUGCAUCUCCUGCUCCGCCGGCAUGGCUCGGUCAUCCAGGUGCUCUUUCUGUACGAGCGCAGCGGCAAGUAUUUGUGGCACGGGCCGCUGCGCCUCCAUGCCAACGCGGACCGUGGCUUUGCGCCCUUCUCGCAGAUGGCCUUUGGACGCCACGCCGGGGCCUAUGACAGGCCGCAGCUGGUACUGACGGCGGUGGACGGUCUGGACAUCGCCGUCCCUCGCAACAUCUCCGGCUUCCUGGCUCAGCAUCGUCGCGCUCGCUUCCUGGAGUGCCCGUACCGGGAUGCGCGACGCUUCCUGCGGCUCUACCCCGACGACCCGUCUCCUGAGGCGCUGGAUUUUCGCAGCAAAGCUAAGUCUCUGCUCGGAGUGGCGGCCAAAACCCUUGGGCGGCUGCGCAUCCCCUUCUGGAUCAGCAGCGGAACCUGCUUAGGCUGGUUCAGGCAGUGCGGCUUCAUCACGUACAGCCGCGACGUGGACAUGGGGAUUUUCAUCAGCGACUUCCGCCCUGACAUGGUCGCUGCCUUCCUGGAUGCCGGACUGUCACUCAAACACAAGUUUGGCAAGGUGGAGGACAGCCUGGAAUUGUCCUUUGUGAAGGACGGCGUGAAGCUGGACAUCUUCUUCUUCUACCAGGACGGUGACCUGAUCUGGAACGGCGGCACGCAGGCCAAGAGCGGCAGAAAAUUCAAGUAUGUGUUCCCUCGCUUCUCGCUGUGCUGGGCCGAGCUGGCGGAGGUCCGAGUGGGAGUCCCUUGCGAGACGCUGGACUACGUGAUGGCCAAUUAUGGCCCGGCGUGGCGCGUCCCGCAGAGGAUGUGGGACUGGAAGUCGUCACCUAGCAACGUCCAAGAAAAUGGGCUGUGGCCUCUGGCACAGUGGGAGGAGCUUAUUCAAGUGUAUUGACACUGGAAAUAAAUUGAAAACACAUACUUUUCUCCCCCCCAUCAUUUUGAAUAAAAUCUGUCCAUUUUCAAACGAAA